GAUUAACAAUAAAUGUUAACUAGAAGAAAAAGUUCUGAAAUAAUUGAACCAGAGGUUGUUAAGAAGAUUAAAGGAAAUAAUGAGAACAGCAACUUAAAAGUCUAUAUAAAGAAUAAAUAGACAAGAAAAGUUUUGGAAGUAAGUAUAUCAAUAAAUAAUGAAAGAGUCGAGGAAUAACAAAUUUGUUUCCAAUAUAAGAAUAAUGUUUUGAGACAAUUUAUAAUGGAGAUGAUAUAAUAGGAUAGGAUAGAACAGGUUCAGGUAAAACUCUUGCAUAUUGUGUUCCAAUAUUGGAAAGAAUACGAGGACUAGGAUUAAAAUAAAAUAAAAAUCCUUAUGUAUUAGUAUUAUUACCAACAAGAGAAUUGGCAAUCUAAGUAACAACAGAAUUUAAUUCAAUAAUACAUAAAGAAAAUGAAUACAGAAUAUAUAGUAUAUAUGGUGGAACAGAUUUAAGAAACUAAAUAGAUUAAGUGAGAUAAGGAUGUGAGAUAGUGGUAGGUACUCCUGGAAGAAUAUAGGAUUUAUUGGAAAGAAAGGUUUUAAAGUUAGAUGAGAUAUAAGUAGUAGUGUUAGAUGAGGCAGAUUAAAUGUUGAAUUAUGGAUUCUAGGAAAAUAUAGAAAAGAUAAUGUCAUAUUUUAAUGAUAGAAAAAUAUAAAUGUUAUUGUUUAGUGCAACGAUACCUGAAUGGGUGAAAGAAUUAUCAUAGAAAUAUAUGGAAAGUAAUACUAAACAUAUAAAUUUGAUAAAGAGAAAUGAAGUAAAAUAUAUAUAUAUGAUUAUAUCUUUAGACUUAGACAUCUACAACAGUAAAGCAUUAUGCGUUAUAAUGUGCAAGAAAUUAAUUAACUGGUUCAAUAGGUGAUGUAGUAUCAGUUUAUGGAGGAAGACAUGCAAGAACAAUUAUAUUUUGUGAAACAAAAAGAGAAUGUAAUGAAAUUAUUUUGCAUUCUAAAUUACCUGCUGAAACAUAACCUUUACAUGGAGAUAUUCCUUAAUAAUAAAGAACAGUAACAUUUGAAGGAUUUAAGAAUGGAAAAUUUAAAUGUUUAGUAGCAACUAAUGUUGCAGCUAGAGGUUUGGAUUUCCCAUAAGUAGAUUUAAUUAUUUAAUGUAAUCCUCCAAAAGAUAUUGAAUCUUAUAUACAUAGAUCAGGUAGAACAGGUAGAGCAGGAAAAGAUGGUAUAUGUAUUACCUUCUAUUCUAAAAAGGAUAUUAGCUUAAUUGAAAGAGUUGAGAGAAUAGCUAAAAUCAAAUUUAUCAAAAUAUCUGCUCCUUAACAUUAAGAUAUAAUUAAGGCUAGUUCAAGAGAUUUAUAAACAAGUUUAUAAGUAGUUAGUAAAGAAAUUGUUGAUUUAUUUUAACCUGUAGCUUAGGAAAUUAUAUCUAGAUGUGAUCCUGUUGAGGCUUUAGCUAGAGCUUUAGCUUGUGUUAGUGGAUAUAAAGAUAAAUUAUAGAAUAGAUCAAUGAUGGGAUCAUUUGAAGGAUAUAUAACAUAUAUAUUAAGAACUUCUACAUCAUUCCAAGCUUGUGGAUAUAUAUGGAAAUUCUUAAAAAAUAAUUUCUCAGAAUAGAUUUGUAAUAGUAUUAAAGGAAUGAAAAAAUUAAGAAAUGAAAAUGGUGUUGCAUUUGAUAUUAGUGAAGAUGUAAAAGAAGAAUUUGAAAAUUAAUAUUAAGAAUUAACUUAAAAUGGAUAUUGUAGAGGUAUUGAAAUUGAAUAAGCUACUACUCUUCCAGAUAUUAUUGAAGAAUAAUUUUAAUAGCAUUAAAAUUAUCAUCAAUAACCAACUGUUUAAGUUUCAUAAACUGUUAAAAAAGAAUAAGAAAUAUUUAUUGGUGGAUUAGAUUUUAAAAUUACAGAAGAUGAAGUUAAAAAUGAAUUUAAAAAUAGAGGAGUUGAAUUAUUUAAUCUUAGAUUAUUAAGAGGUUAAGAUGGAUAAUCAAAAGGAUCUGCUUUUGGAGUAUGUAGAACUAAGGAUAUGGUAUCAAUAGCCUUAAAUUAAAAUGGAACCAAAUUUAGAGGUAGAAAUAUUCGUGUUAACAUGGCUAAUGAAAAACCAAAAUGA
Messenger RNA from Paramecium sonneborni, 2067 nucleotides. The record is from the annotation of a GenBank genome assembly. Lineage: Eukaryota; Ciliophora; Oligohymenophorea; Peniculida; Parameciidae.